Molecule: messenger RNA, 852 nt
Organism: Gilbertella persicaria
Lineage: Eukaryota; Fungi; Mucoromycota; Mucoromycetes; Mucorales; Choanephoraceae
Product: mitochondrial carrier domain-containing protein
Exons: 2
Coding region: 1-852 (283 amino acids)
Biological process (GO): transmembrane transport
Source: RefSeq, a predicted model, not a curated record
AUGAGUACGAUCGAUGGAUACUACUUGUUUGCUUCAAGCACCGCUGGAUUAGUUGCUCGAACAAUAACGCAUCCUAAUAAACAAUCACUGAUAAAAAUCGUCUUUCCAAACUUGAUUGGCAAGCAUACUUCAUCAACCGAGAAAAUUCAAUCAUUGAAAAGCCUUUAUCGAGGACUGCCCAUCGCUUUACUUUUCUCUGUGCCUGCCGUGUCUAUGUAUCUAUCAUGCUACGAAGCAACCAAGCAAACAUUGAGUACAUCAUACAACAUAGCCCGAGACUCUUCUCUCAAUCAUUUGAUUUCAGGAUGUGCUGCUGAGGUCUCUGGCUGUUUGUUUUUUACUCCUAUGGAAGUCAUAAAAAACCGACUGCAAACACAGCAAAAACAAGCUCGAAUCAACAGUCGUUCUCUAAUCGCCAACAUUUAUAAGACAGAAGGCAUAAGAGGGUUCUAUAGAGGCUAUUGGAUGGGACUCGUUGUGUUUGUUCCACAUUCAAUGACUUAUUUUGUCACGUAUGAGAAACUAAAACAAUGGAUCUUGCCAAAUACAGAUCAUAAUCAUCCUAGUCUGUACAUGGUGUGUUCCAGUAUGGCAGGUGUAGCAAGUGUUUUAGUUUCGACGCCUUUAGACAUCAUCAAAACAAGGUGGCAAAUUUCAGCGGCAGAUCACGGGAAAAUGUAUAGAGAUGGACCAAUUGCCAUUGCAAAAAAUAUGUUGCUUAACGAAGGCCGUGGUGCAUUCACAAGAGGAUUAUAUGCUAGAAUUGCUUGGGGGAUUCCUACCACAGCGAUUAGUAUGACUGUAUUUGAAGUCUUAAAAGACAGCAAAGAGAAACUAUUGAAAUUCUUGUAA